AUGAGUGCAAACAAGAGCUAUCGCUCGCACAAAAAUACCGACGGCGAGGUGGACUUUGAAUUCUAUCCAGUAAUACGCAAGUACAAGGACGGCCGUAUCGAGCGGUUCACAAUGAGUUCAUUCGUGCCGGCAUCAGCGGAUCCAGCCACCAGCCAUGGGGUGGCAACAAGGGAUGUCGUCAUCGACCAAGGCACCGGUGUGUCGGUACGCCUGUUUCUUCCCUCCCAAGCCGCCGCGGCGGGCACGAGGCUUCCCCUCGUCGUCUAUGUCCAUGGUGGUUCUUUCUGCACACAGAGUGCGUACUCUCGAACCUACCACCGUUACGCCACCUCCCUCGCAGGAAGCGCAGGGGCGCUCAUCGUGUCUGUGGAAUACCGUCUGGCACCGGAGUAUCCCGUGCCGGCGUCCUACAAUGACACAUGGGCUGCACUGCGGUGGGUGGCCACCUUGUCCGACCCUUGGCUCGCUGAGUAUGCAGAUCCCAGGCGCACGUACCUCGCCGGCGACAGCGCUGGUGGCAACAUCGUGUACCACAUGGCUAUACGCGCCACACAUGAUGACAGCAUCAUGGACAUUGAGGGCUUGGUUAUUGUGCAUCCAUUUCUCUGGGGACUCGAGCGGCUUCCCGCCGAGAAGGUUUCGGACGGUGACGUGAUGUACCCGCCGGCGCUGGUGGACAAGCUAUGGCCAUUUGUGACGGCGGGCCAGGCUGGCAACGACGAUCCCCGGAUCAAUCCUCCGGACGGUGAGAUCGCGUUGCUGACUUGCAGGCGUGUUAUGGUAUGUGUUGCAGGGAGAGACACCUUGCGUGACCGGGGGCGCCGGUUCGCGUCCAGAAUGCGGAAGUGUGGGUGGACUGACCGCAACCUCACCGUGGUGGAGACGGAGGGCGAGGAUCAUCUCUUCCACCUGUACGCACCGCUGCGUGCGACCAGCAAGGACCUUAUGGAUCGUGUUGUGCACUUCAUUAACGAUCGCGCCACGUUGCCAUCACCGAACCAUAGUGAUCCCAGAUCUCUAUGCCGCGCAGCUCUUUAA
Messenger RNA from Triticum aestivum (bread wheat), 1038 nucleotides. Its product is annotated as probable carboxylesterase 5. Gene Ontology annotation, molecular function: hydrolase activity. Lineage: Eukaryota; Viridiplantae; Streptophyta; Magnoliopsida; Poales; Poaceae. Bases 1 to 1038 code for a protein of 345 amino acids. The record is from RefSeq and is a predicted model, not a curated record. The transcript has a single exon.